Aspergillus eucalypticola CBS 122712 is the source of this 483-nucleotide messenger RNA. RefSeq lists its product as uncharacterized. Bases 1 to 483 code for a protein of 160 amino acids. Lineage: Eukaryota; Fungi; Ascomycota; Eurotiomycetes; Eurotiales; Aspergillaceae. The transcript has a single exon. The record is from RefSeq and is a predicted model, not a curated record.
AUGGCCCGCGUUUGCAUUCGCCGCGGUGGCGAUGCUGGUUCAGCUUCCCUUGCUGCAGGCCCCGUUGAUGCUAAUGAUCGUACUGAGCGUGUCGAUCGUUUUGGUGCCGCUGAGCUUUUUGGUGCCGCUGAGCUUUUUGGUGCCGCUGAGCUUUUUGGUGCCGCUGAGCUUUUUGGUGCCGCUGAGCUUUUUGGUGCCACUGAGCUUUUUGGUGCUGCUGAGCUUUUUGGUGCUGCUGAGCGUUUCGAUACUGCCGAUCGUUUCGGUCCUGCUUCCUCUGCCGCAGCUCCUGCUGAUGCUGGUGGCCGUGGUGAGCGCGCUGAGCGUCUUGGUGAUGCUGAGCGUGCUGGUGGUUCCGAAUUCUCCGGUUCUGUAGCCCUCUUCCUCUUCGUCGCUUUCGCUUUUCCCUUCUUCGCUGGUUCCACUUGUGCUGGCGCCGCCUUGGGUAGCGGAGGCGGAGCCCUAGGUAUCUGCUCAAGUUGA